Molecule: messenger RNA, 1947 nt
Organism: Diachasmimorpha longicaudata
Lineage: Eukaryota; Metazoa; Arthropoda; Insecta; Hymenoptera; Braconidae
Product: mitochondrial amidoxime-reducing component 1-like
Exons: 7
Coding region: 495-1664 (389 amino acids)
Molecular function (GO): molybdenum ion binding; pyridoxal phosphate binding; catalytic activity
Source: RefSeq, a predicted model, not a curated record
UUUUAUCAGUAACUAGUGCCAUCGCAAUCGGCACAGUCAUCUCCUUCUCCGAAUUCUAUUGUGAAAACUCUAAAAAUAAUCUCCUGAAUUCUCGAAUCCCUCAAAAUUGUGCUGGUACUAGUGAAUUAAUUAUUAAAAAUCGUCCGGAAACUCCCGUUCUUGGACAGUUCCAUCUCUGGAAUUUUUUUUUCGCAAUUAAAGAUUAUUGAAAUUGAAAAAACCCAGGGAAAUUUAAAAACCCGAAGCGUUUGAUAAAGAAUUAGAUAAUGCGAGCAGAAGUGUGACGAUGGCCGAUGCACCUGGGGAAGCCGGAGAAGGCUCGAUGUAACAGACAACAGUAGAGGUCAGUCUCUAGCCAAUGAACCAGCACAUGCAGGAGAAAAAAAUUCCACUUUAUCACCGGCUGCAGUUGUCAUUGCACAAGAAUCGUGAGGUGUAAAUUUAACUGGUAAAAUGGAGUGACGUUCUCGAUCGUUGACACCGUUACCGACGAAAUGACGGGGUUUUUGUCUUGGCGCCUUGGAAUUGUCAGUUGUGGUGCCACAGUGGCAAUAGUUCUGAUUGUCUGGAAUCGAAUGAAGUACAUCUCCACUGAUAAAAUAAAUACAGUCAAUAGAAAAGAAGAAGAAGAAGUGGGGAAUAAAGUACCUCUGGUUGUGGAGCAAGUGCGUGGGGACAGGGGACAGGAAAUAAAAGAAUUACCACAGCCCAUCUGGGUCAAAGUGGGACAGAUAAAGGAAUUGUACUUUUAUCCACUCAAGUCAGGGAGAGGAAAAGAGGUUCCUGAGUGUGAGUUCACUGAAUAUGGAAUUGCGUUGGAGGAUAAAGCUGGCUUGACCCUGCGAGACAGGAUGUUUUUAGUAUACAAUGAGGAGACGGGGAAGUUCAUAACGGGGAGAAAUUACCCCACCCUCAUCCUGGUGAGCCUCGUCGCCGUGGACGAGGCCCACGUGCGACUCCAGGCGACUGGAGUUCCAAAUGUGACGUUUGCGGUACCGAAAUAUACGAAUGAUUCAUCAGCUGUCAACUGUAAAAUGUGGUUUGGGGAACCGGUGAAAUGUAUCGAUUGUGGACCGGCGCCUGCCCAAUGGAUUUCCAGAUUUCUAACGGGGACUGACUCAGGGCUUAGGGUGGGUAUCGCCCUCCCCGGGAGGAGGAAUAUCCUGAAGGGACCUUGGGAGCGAUUUACCAAGGUUUACGAGACCCUCAGGAGUGAAGAUACGGGUUUUUUCGCUGAUUUAGCGAGCUACAUGUUACUGUCAACGUCGUCGGUAGAAGAAUUGAACGGACGAUUGAAAAAUCCCAUCUCACCUCUCCAAUUUCGUCCAAAUAUCGUGGUAACUGGCACCGAGCCAUUUGACGAGGACAACUGGGAGUGGAUAAAAAUCGGUGACAGCGCAGUCAUCAGAAAUGUGAAACCCUGUCCGAGGUGCAGAAUGGUCGGAAUUGACCCUCAGACAGGUGUAUUGAAUGAGCAAGAGCCGUUGACGGUAUUGCAGGCGUUUCGUGAGCAAACGGAUGAGAAGAGAAUCCGAGUAGAUGGAAAAGCGCCGCUGAUGGGAAUCUAUUGUGGGCUUUACUCAACCGGAAACGUGAAAAUCGGCGAUGAUGUCUCGGUUCACAUGCCCACAACCCAGUGCGACCCACCCCUAACGCAUUCAUGAAGAAUCGAUCAAAAAUAUCGAUUAAACAAGUCGUUAGAUCCGUCGAAAAACGAUGAAUUGAAAUUAUCCUAUAAAAACUAUCAAAAUAUCAAGAGACUUUAUUUUUUUUUAAAUUUGGGCAGUUGGAUAUCUUCUCCGAAGGCAUAAGGUAUUUUAAAAAAUUAUUACAUGUCAUAAUUCAUAAUUUGUCAGACAAAUAAACAUAAAUAAAUAAUAAUAUAAAAAAAUAUCUUCAGAAGGCGAUUUCUUCCGGAGACAAUUUUUAUCAAAUUUCGUAAAUAUA